Molecule: messenger RNA, 1240 nt
Organism: Lactuca virosa
Lineage: Eukaryota; Viridiplantae; Streptophyta; Magnoliopsida; Asterales; Asteraceae
Source: the annotation of a GenBank genome assembly
CUUUCGGCUUUCAUCAGUGAUAUUGGUGGGGAAAUGGUUCACUCACUAUAUCACUGACCUCUACGAUCUCCAUACUAUUCAUCCUCAAAGUUGAAUUUUGUUUCUGUGAUUGCUUUGGGGGUUUUACUUAUGGAAAAUCCUAAUACUGUUGACGAUGGCGGCAGUGACCGGCCGACGAUCAUGGUAACAAACGAUGAUGGAAUUGACGCACCGGGUCUGCAGGCCCUAGUUCGUGUCCUCGUCUCCACCAAUCAAUACCGUGUGUGGGUCUGCGCCCCCGAUUCGGAAAAGUCAGCUGUCAGUCAUUCUAUUACUUGGCGUCAUCCUCUCUCCGCAAAACGAAUCGACAUUAAUGGAGCGACAGCCUUUGCUGUUUCUGGAACUCCAGCUGACUGUACUUCAUUGGGAAUCUCAAAGGCACUAUUUUCUUCCGAGCCUGAUCUGGUAUUAAGUGGCAUAAAUAUGGGCAGCAACUGUGGUUAUCACAUUGUCUACUCAGGGACAGUUGCAGGUGCUAGGGAGGCCUUUUUCAAUGGUUUACCAUCUGUUUCAAUAUCAUAUGAUUGGGUUGGGGGUACAAGCAGCAUCAAUGACUUCACACUUGCUGCUGAAGCUUGCUUACCUUUAAUAAGUUCCAUUCUUGUUGAAAUCAAGACUAAAACAUUUCCUCAAAAAUGUUUCUUGAAUGUAGAUUUGCCAACAAAUGUUCUCAAUCAUAAGGGUUAUAAGCUGACUAAGCAAGGAAAAAGUAUUGUUAAAAUGGGUUGGAAGCCAGUUUCUAGUGAUGCACAAGGUGCACAGAUGUUAUCAACAAUGACAAUGGAGUCAAAUUCAGUAGCAUCAAAUCCUGAUGCUACUAAUUCUGUUUCUAAAGAACAGCUUUUAUUCAAGAGAGAGGUGAAGGGAGGCCAUGUGGAAGAGGGUGACACUGAUUCUUGUUACCUUAAACAAGGAUAUAUAACUGUCACCACCCUUGGGGCCUUAAGUCAUGCGGAUAAUGACUCCCAUACAUUUUUCAAAGAAUGGUUACCAAUAGUGGCUGACCGUACCUCUCCUUCAGCUUUGUGAUUACUUUAUGCAGAUUGUCUGCAUGUCAAAUGCAGUACAACCUGGACUGUCCUGUCAUGUUAAGAAAAUUCAAAGUUCUAUAUAUUGAAAAUUUAAAUUGUUCUAUCUUUAGUUCGAUCCAAUUAUCUUUGUCAAUGUGGUGGUAAUCGUAUUUUAGAUGCAAGACUUGGAA